AUGAAAGUUUCGACGCGUCCAAUACUUGAGACCUUUGUCUCCUCUUCUAAGACGGACCUUUAUAGGUUCCAUCCUGAUGACGCGCGGUCAUUCAUGACCAUACCAUACUGCUUGUCUUACACUCACGAGGCAAAGCGCGGCGGGAAGUCGUUGCUGGCGGUCGCCACAGAUCAAGGUUCAGUACACGUCGUAAACACCAGCAAGCGACAAAACUGGAAUUGUGGCACGUCUUUCAUCUCGCAUGCGAACGGCAUUUUCGAUGUCCAAUGGUCUCCCUCUGAUACGCUUCUGGCCACUGCAUCUGGUGACCAAACCGUUGGUAUCUCGACGCUAGAGUCGUCGGUGUCGCCUGAAAAUAGGAUAGUACGUGUUCUUGAAGGCCACUCCAGCACUGUCAAAUGUGUGGCAUGGGAACCAUCGAGGGACGGGGACAUCUUGUGCAGUGGGAGUCGGGAUGGCACCAUCCAUGUGUGGGAUCUGAGGACAGAAUGCCGUGCCGGCUCCGAUGGGCGAUCGGGAGCAGCCAUCAUGGUGUUGGGAGCGCAUGAACCUGAAGGCCAGCAACCCAAGAGAAGAAUAGGCAAGUCAAUACAUACCCCGCGGAGCGUGACGGGUAUUGCAUACACAGAGGGUGACCCUUACCGGUUGAUCAGCAGCGGAUCUUGCGAUGGAAUCCUUCGACAAUGGGACUUGCGUCAAGCACGCGGCAAAGAGCUGCAGUACGAUGGACCGACGACAACACCUCUGUGCAUGUCGUCGUUAGACCCAACAACUCUGCAGGGCACGCGCCGUCCUCGAGGAAUCACCUCCAUUGUGCCAGGGCGCGGACCCACCGCCGGACUGCUCUUUGCACUUGGCAGGGACUCCCGCAUACACACCUACUCCCUGCCGUCUCUCGACCCUCUGUCCGGCUACGUGGAAGCGCAGGAUCCCUGGACAUAUACCCACCCGGACAUGCAAACGAACUCAUUCUAUGUACACCUCGCCCUGUCACCGUGCGGACGAUGGCUCGCAAACGGAAACGCGUGCGACGGACGUGUCUUCUUGUUCGACGUUAGUAACGCUGCGUCGUCAAGACACGCGCGAAGCGGCGGCGCCCCGCCAGCGGUGCAGCUACGCGGGCAUGUUCGAGAAGCGGGCUCGCUGGACUGGGCAGAUGGCAUGCUGGCGACCUCUUCGGAAGAUACCACUGUUAGAGUGUGGAGGCCGAACAUGGAAGUUUCUCGAAGGUGCCAUGAUGAUAAUGAGGAGAUGGAAUGGGAAUGGAGUUGGGCGACGAACUAA
Messenger RNA from Laetiporus sulphureus 93-53, 1284 nucleotides. RefSeq names its product WD40 repeat-like protein. The coding region runs from base 1 to 1284 and encodes 427 amino acids. Gene Ontology annotation, biological process: proteasome-mediated ubiquitin-dependent protein catabolic process. The record is from RefSeq and is a predicted model, not a curated record. The transcript is spliced from 4 exons. Gene Ontology annotation, molecular function: protein binding; protein-macromolecule adaptor activity. NCBI's taxonomy places the organism in Eukaryota, Fungi, Basidiomycota, Agaricomycetes, Polyporales, Laetiporaceae. Gene Ontology annotation, cellular component: nucleus.